This is a messenger RNA of Penicillium diatomitis, 1824 nucleotides long. Its product is annotated as SPRY domain-containing protein. NCBI's taxonomy places the organism in Eukaryota, Fungi, Ascomycota, Eurotiomycetes, Eurotiales, Aspergillaceae. Gene Ontology annotation, cellular component: Set1C/COMPASS complex. The transcript has a single exon. The record is from RefSeq and is a predicted model, not a curated record. Gene Ontology annotation, molecular function: protein binding; transcription cis-regulatory region binding. The coding region runs from base 1 to 1824 and encodes 607 amino acids.
AUGGCAUCUACACAAGCUCCUGCGUCAUCGGCGCCCUCUUCAAACAUCAACUCACCUCUCCUUCCACCCGGCAACGGUCCGCUACUCAAUGGCGCACUUUCCGAACUCAACAGUCGAUCAUCCCCAGCUCCGGCCAGCAAUGCCUCAGUACAAGGCGCCGACGCACGAGCAAAGCGGAACAAGCGAGACAGUCGCAAGAAACGCGAAGCAAAGGGCCAAGAUCCCGAGGGCGCCCCUCUUCCAAAGAAACGUGUGACAGCUCUAAGCGCUGCGCGACCUAGUUCAGAGCUCUCGAUCCUUCGCCCCCUCCUGCUUGCCGAACCUCGUGCCUCCGAUCGAUUACCCCCACAACCGCGCCAAUUUAAUCUGGUGACGACCAAGUCAUCAGCUGUCCUGGGUCAGACGUGGGACUUUUACGAGGUGGUUGAUAAGCUCACGAAUAAGAACGGCUUCCGCUAUAGCUACGCGAUAGGUGACCCUGGUUUCCCGCACAUCAAAUAUCGACAGACGGACGUGGAGCCAUAUCAUGCGCGAUUCAGCUUUGAGGAUUCCCCUGCGGCGAUAUUUUUCUCGCAAGAUGCACGGGCUGUAACGACGAGUGAUGCGUGGCAUACUUCACGCGCGAAUAUAUGUGCUCGGGAGGGAUCGUAUUAUUACGAGGCGCGAGUGAUCAGCGGGCGUGUGAACGACGGACAAGAAGCUGCCCAAAGAGGCGGCACCAGCGCAUCCCCACGAGGCCACGUGCGGUUGGGAUUCGCGCGUCGUGAGGCAGAUCUAGACGUCAAUGUUGGCGUUGAUUGCUACGGGUACGGUAUCCGAGACGUGAACGGCGAAGUUGUCAAUCGCAUGCGCUGCGAAUUUUUCUUCCCCAAGAGCGAGGGCAUCAAUGAGGGAGAUGUGAUCGGCAUGCUCAUCACUCUCCCGUCACUCUCCCUACAUAAGAAGAUCGUCGAGGGCACCUACGACCCGGCCGUAGAUGGAGAUGGGUCAAGUUCUGUGUCAGACACAAAAGCCAUUGCUACGAAUAUCAUCCGAGACCGUAUCCCCUUCCACUACAAAUCCGAUUUCUGUUGGCAACAAUCCAACGUCUUUUCCACGAAACAUCUUCGGGACUAUGCCUUCAAUCUCAAAGAAACACCUACCUUCGGCCCUCCUUCACCCAUGAACAGCGAAGACCCAACGCUCCGCACUCUACCCGGCUCCAGCAUCACGAUUUUCAAAAACGGUGUCAAAAUGGGCACACCGUUCAAGGAGCUCUACGCCUUCCUUCCCCCCGCGAGUCGUCUCGCCAAUGGAACCAACAAUCUCGGCAUCGGCGAACGUGAGAAUGCCGACGACGGUAUGAUCGGCUACUACCCAGCCGUCAGCUGCUACGGCGGCGGUGCGGUAGAGUGUCGUUUCGAAGGGCCGUGGUGGGUAGGACCCCCCGAGCAAGACGAGCUAGGCCAUCCGGUCCGAGCCAUCGGCGAACGGUUCAACGACCAGAUCGUCGAAGACGUGGUCGCGGACAUCGUAGACGAGGUCGAGGCCAUGUUCACAUGGGGCGGUAUUGACGGCGAUGUUAUUGGGAAUGAGAAUACGGAGCUAGAAGGCGCGGCACCCGCUGCCAUCAAUGGCUCUGAGAUUCUGCAGAAUGGCGUGGGUGCCUCACUCGCGGCUCCGGUGAACAGAGCGGGGUCGGACUCUGUUGCGAAUAGCAAUCGAGCGACGCCGGCUGCGCAUCCGUUGGCGGAGGACGCGAUGAGUGUUGGAACCGCGGGGACGCCGGCUCACGUUGCGGACGCGUCGGUGGCAGGUGGCGAUGAGGAUGUUGAAAUGACUUGA